AAGGGGGCGAGCCGAGGACGGCGGCCCUGACCUCCUGCCGGUUGGCAGGCCGACCGGCCCGCGGGUGACAGGCGGCAGCAGGCGGCACUGAGAUUUGAAGAACAGAAGCAUGCUUUCCACUGAGACUUAUGCUACCAUUUGUGAUACAGAAUGUCUCUAAGUGAGAAGAAUAGUGUGGUUUUUGCAUAUGAAUCUUCAGUACACAGUACCAAUGUACUUCUCAGUCUUGAUGAUCAGCGAAAGCAAGAUAUUCUUUGUGAUGUUACUAUUUUAGUGGAAGAUCAGCGAUUUCGGGCUCACAAAGCUGUGCUUGCAGCUUGCAGCAGUUACUUCCUUUCAAGAAUUGUGGGCCAAGUGGAUGCUGAUCUUAUCAUCACCUUGCCGGAAGAGGUAACACUUAAAGGAUUUAGUCCUUUGCUUCAGUUUGCAUACACAGCUAAACUUAUUUUAAAUAAAGACAAUGUGUCCGAAGUUUGCAAAUGUGCUGAAUUUUUGGGUGUACGCAACAUUGAAGAGUCCUGCUUUCAGUUUCUCAAAUUCAAAUUUUUGGACUUCAAGUUGGAUCAGCAGGAAUAUCCUAGGAAGAAGUGUUGUACACAACGUUGUCAGAAAGCAAAACCUAAGAUUGCCAAUGUGGAUGAUGGAGACCUAGAAAUAGAUGAUGAAGCAGAAGAACUUUUAGAAAAAGAUUUUCAAACUCCUGAUACAAAGUUCUGUAAAGAUGAUGAAAAUGCUAAAUCAUCAGUGGCUCUCCAAGAUAAUGCAAAUCAAGCAUGUGAUCCUGUGCAGUUAGAAAGGGGUAGUGUUUCCAGCUCAUCUUCCCAGUGCCCAAAGUAUAGGAAAUUCCAGAAAGCAUUUGGAAAUGACAAAGUUCAUGCUUCAGAGUCCAAUUCCAGUAUUAAAGACAUUCAGAUGCCGCCAAUUGCAACUUUACUUGAGAAGGAAAUAUCUGAUAAUGAUGGCAUACAAAAAGCUCAGGAGUGUGUACCUAUGCAGCUGGUCUCAAAAUGUGAAGAGACUCAGGUAAAAAUGGAAGAAGGAGAGGAAGGCCUUGAGAAAAAGGGAGAGUCAAAGAGAGAUUCUGUGACUCAGAUUGCGUCAUGUCCUGUGGAGAAAAUGGAUCUUGCUGCUCUCCCCCAAAACUCUACUGCACCUCAUGGACUCAAUUCUGCAUCUUUUUUACAUACUUGUGAGCAAUAUGGUAACUUGAAUUUCAGUAGUAUGCAAAACACAGUCUUGGCUGAUAAAACUGUAUCAGGUACUAGAGUUGGGAAUGACAAAAUUGAAAGUCAAGAUGACACACUUGCAAAGGUGGAUUUGUGCCCUAGGGAAGCCACUAACAUUACAUCAGCUGGUGAUCGAAGCAGUGUGGAGAGAGAGGUAGCAGAACAUCUAGCAAAAGGAUUUUGGAGUGAUAUUUAUAGCACAGAAGCCUGUCAAAUACAUUUACCACCUGCAGCUCCACAAGAGAGCUUGGAGCCAGCAUAUUCAGGGAAAAAAACAGAGUGCCCAUGGCUGGGUAUCAGGAUCAGUGAAAGCCCUGAACCUUGCUCUCAACGAACUUUUACAACAUUAAAUUCUGUCAACUGUCCUUUUAUAAGCAACCUUAGUACUGAAGGAUGCUCCAACAGCCCUGAAAUAAGCAGUGCAGAUUGUGCUCAGGGACAGCAACAAGAACAGUGUCCCUACAAUUACGUGAUAAGUUUGGGAGAGGAUUCGGAAACUGACACUGAGGGAGAUAGUGAAUCCUGUUCAGCAAGAGAACAAGAAUGUGAGGUAAAACUGCCAUUUAAUGCACAAAGGAUUAUCUCGCUUUCCAGAAAUGACUUUCAGUCAUUUCUGAAAAUGCAUAAAUUAACUCCUGAACAAUUGGACUGUAUUCAUGAUAUCCGAAGACGAAGUAAAAAUAGAAUUGCAGCACAGCGAUGUCGUAAAAGGAAACUUGACUGCAUACAAAAUCUCGAAUCUGAAAUUGAAAAACUGCAAAAUGAGAAGGAGAACUUGCUGAAGGAAAGAAACCUCAUUUUGUCAACUCUGGGUGAGACAAAGCAGAAUCUGACUGGACUUUGCCAGCAGGUGUGUAAGGAAGCGGCCUUGAGUCAUGAGCAAAUACAGAUACUUGCAAAAUAUUCAUCCUCAGAUUGCCCGCUUUCAUUUUUAUUCCCGGAGAGAGAACGAACAGCUCCAUCUGAUAGUGAGCUUGCAAUGCCAGCAUGUAUAGAAUUAGCAGACGGUCUUUCAGGUGUUACACCUACAAAUGAGCAGAGUUCUUGUUAUCAGAUUGUGAAAAGUGUGUGUGAUGCAACAUACGAUCAAGUACGAGAACUGCAUCCGGUUUCUGUGAGAACAGUGGAGAAAGCCACACUUGUGGAACAGUGUGGACAGAGUGGUGGUAUCACAGACUUCUGUCAGCAAAUGACUGACAAAUGCACUACAGAUGAGUGAAUAUAUUCUCCUUUUACUGCCAGCAUCUCAACAUUGCAACUAAAAAUGAGAUUGAGCAUUAUUGCAAAGUAACUUACUGAAAGAAAAGAUGAAACUUUAUCUUUUGAAACUACAUUGACGCUUACAUGGUCAUUAUAUUACUUGGCAAGCUUUGGGUUUGAUCUCUGUAAUUUAGAGUGUAAUUUGUAUGUGUCAGCCUUGGCGCUUUUUCUGUGUAGUGAUGCCAAGGAGAGUUCAGGAAAGCCAUUGGAAAGUAUAAACUGCUCAUAGAUGUUUUAUUUGUGAGGAAGUUUU
Messenger RNA from Pezoporus flaviventris, 2739 nucleotides. It is a transcript of the gene BACH1, whose product is annotated as BTB domain and CNC homolog 1. Gene Ontology annotation, biological process: regulation of transcription by RNA polymerase II. The record is from RefSeq and is a predicted model, not a curated record. Lineage: Eukaryota; Metazoa; Chordata; Aves; Psittaciformes; Psittacidae. The transcript has 5 exons. Gene Ontology annotation, molecular function: RNA polymerase II cis-regulatory region sequence-specific DNA binding; DNA-binding transcription factor activity, RNA polymerase II-specific; protein binding. Bases 151 to 2445 code for a protein of 764 amino acids.